Molecule: messenger RNA, 4298 nt
Organism: Mugil cephalus (flathead mullet)
Lineage: Eukaryota; Metazoa; Chordata; Actinopteri; Mugiliformes; Mugilidae
Gene: tbx3a
Product: T-box transcription factor 3a
Exons: 7
Coding region: 718-2862 (714 amino acids)
Biological process (GO): positive regulation of DNA-templated transcription; heart looping; cardiac chamber development
Cellular component (GO): nucleus
Molecular function (GO): RNA polymerase II cis-regulatory region sequence-specific DNA binding; DNA-binding transcription factor activity, RNA polymerase II-specific
Source: RefSeq, a predicted model, not a curated record
AUGGGCCACAGAGGCGCUAGGAAAAUCACGGAGCUGGGACCUUACCACCUCUCUCUCUCUCUCUCUCUGGCCGUCAGCGGACUCCUUUCUCUGCACACGUCUUUCUCUGAAAUGUGUGUGUGCGCGACAGAGAGAGGAGGAAUAAAGUGUGUGUGUGCGUGUGAGGGUGCAUGUCCGGAGCAAGUAAAGGCAGGGGGAUUAUUCGGCGCUAUCGAAAUAUUUCAACACGUCGCCCUCGCUGCAGGACUGAAGCCAAUAAGAAGGAACCCAUUUUAACAGGAAUGCCGAUAUUGUAAACAGCGGCAGAAGAGAAAGAAUGCGCUGCAGUCAAUUAAGUGACUCACCCCAGUUGGUUUAAUUCGACUAAUGUCCGAGAGCCAGCGACACACAGAAAGGUGUCCGAUGCGCGUCAACCUCCGAAGAAAUUCGGUCUCUCAGCACUCCUGAAGAUUAAUGGAGAACAUUUUUGCAUUGGCAGACUUUUGAUCAAAAUUCGGCAACGGUCUGUAGAGAUUCCCCCAGCAACUUCUGAGAAACAGUGGAUGCUUGUUCCUGCCGCGUUGAAGGAGGAAUUCCCAAAGCUUUCCAACUUCAGAUUUAUUUUUUUUCUCUUUUUUUAUUUUGUCCCCAUUUGCAGCUCUUGUACGUACGCUCCACUGUUGUAAGAAACAUUGUGCUUCAUCCGACCAGUCGUCUACAUUUGUUGCCUGCACUUGGAUGAACUUCCUGAUGAGAGAUCCAGUCAUACAAGGAUCAAGUAUGGCAUAUCAUCCGUUUAUACCUCACCGGGGUCCGGAAUUUGCCAUGAGUGCAAUGCUGGGUCACCAGCCUCCCUUCUUCCCGGCCCUGGCUCUCCCUCCCAGCGGCUCCCUGUCUCUGCCGGGCGCCUUAGGAAAGCCGAUCAUGGACCAGCUCAUGGGAGCCGCGGAGACCGGUCUCCACUUCUCCUCGCUGGGGCACCAGGCUGCGGCCGCCCACCUCAGGCCUCUGAAAACUCUGGAGCCUGAGGAAGAGGUGGAGGACGACCCAAAAGUUCACCUGGAAGCCAAGGAGCUUUGGGAACUUUUCCACAAGAGGGGCACGGAGAUGGUGAUCACAAAAUCCGGAAGGCGGAUGUUCCCUCCGUUCAAAGUGAGGUGCACUGGUCUGGACAAGAAGGCCAAGUACAUACUCUUGAUGGAUAUAGUUGCAGCCGACGACUGCAGGUACAAGUUUCAUAACUCCCGCUGGAUGGUGGCAGGAAAGGCCGACCCCGAAAUGCCAAAGAGGAUGUACAUUCACCCGGACAGUCCGGCUACCGGCGAACAGUGGAUGUCAAAAGUCGUCAAUUUUCACAAACUCAAGCUGACAAACAACAUCUCUGACAAGCAUGGAUUUGUAAGUUCAACUAAUACUAUUCUAAACUCGAUGCACAAAUAUCAGCCUCGAUUCCACAUCGUGAGGGCCAACGACAUCCUCAAACUACCAUACAGUACCUUCAGGACUUAUGUUUUUCCCGAAACGGACUUCAUUGCCGUGACGGCUUAUCAGAACGACAAGAUAACCCAGCUGAAAAUCGACCACAACCCAUUUGCCAAAGGAUUCCGUGACACAGGCAAUGGGAGAAGGGAAAAGAGGAAACAGCUGGCGCUGCAAUCCAUGCGUUCAUACGAGGAGCAGCAGAAAAAGGAAAACGGGGCUUCUGACGACUCUUCUGGAGAGCAGGCCUCCUUUAAGUGCUUCGGCCAGGCCUCAUCCCCCGCCGUGUCUACGGUGGGCCCCCCACACCUGAAAGAUUUCUGUGACAGCGACGAGGACAGCGACGAUGAGAGCAAAGAUGGACACAAUAAAGAUGGCCCGGACUCCAGCAAGAUUUCAACUACCACGGAGGACGGGAAGGAUCAUGAGGCGAGCCCGGCUAAGGGGCAUCCCUUUAGUAACAGUGACUCUGGCAGGAUCCGCGAAAGCGGUCACAGGACUGAGAAAAGUCAGGCAGACUCACGACAGAGCCCCAUCACUGUCAUCUCUAGUACCACCCGCUCUGGAGAAGACCUCAAGAGCCCGAACCUGGAUCAGCCCAAAACGGACGAAUGUAGGUCACUAAACAAGGACAGUUUCAUGCCUUUGACUGUUCAGACUGACAGCCCGCACAUAGGCCACAACCACUUGCAUAAUUUUGGAUUUCCAACAGGCCUCACGGGACAACAGUUUUUCAAUCACCUGGGGAGCGCGCAUCCGUUUCUUCUGCACCCCAGUCAGUUCAAUAUGGGAGGUGCAUUUUCAAACAUGGCCGCGGGCAUGGGACCACUAUUGGCAGCAGUGUCCUCGGGAGGGGUGAGCACCAUGGACACGACUAGCAUGGCAUCCCCUCAGCAAAGCUUGGCGGGGGCGCCGGGCCUUCCCUUUCAUCUGCAGCAACAUGUCUUGGCAUCGCAGGGCCUUGCCAUGUCGCCGUUUGGCAGUUUGUUCCCCUAUCCGUACACUUACAUGGCAGCAGCCGCGGCAGCGUCGUCCGCCGCCUCUUCCUCGGUGCACCGGCACCCUUUCCUGAACGCGGUGCGCCCCCGACUCAGGUACAGCCCCUACUCCAUCCCCAUGACGGUACCGGACAGCACUCUCCUCACUACCGCCAUGCCCUCCAUGACAAGCAGCGGGGGCGACCUGAAAGGGGACGGCAUCGUCCCGGCGAGCCCGGUGUCUGCCGUCACCCUGGAUUCCACGUCGGAGGUGACCAGUCACUCGUCCACAUUAUCCUCCGGGUCGGUCUCCAUGUCCCCAAAAACUUGCACCGAGAAAGACGCGGCCAACGAGCUUCAGAGCAUCCAGCGCCUGGUCAGUGGACUCGACUCAAAUCAGGACAGGCCACGGAGCGGAUCCCCUUAGGAUUUUUCCCCCCCUUUUCUUUUCAAACACACCACCUGCUUCUCGUUUCGUUGUUGUCCUGAAAAAUGUUGACGGCGAUGAAGACUUUAGGAGGGCUCCUCCUAGGUUCAUGCAGAUUUUAAAAGAAAAAGAAAAAAAAAAGAAAAAAAAACUAAAAUCGUGAACUGUUGGACUUUUUAGUUUCUGAAAUGCACUUUGUUUAAUACACAUCUGAUAUGUAUAUGUCUUUCUUUCUUUUCUUUUCUUUCUUUUUUUUUUUGUUAAGUUAAACAACACUUAUCCUGUCAUUUGAAUACCGUACAAGUAUUGAAACUGAAACGUUGGCAUGGGUGUGACUUACAGAUUUAGGAGAAGUUGCUGCUGUGUCCUGUCUCCUAACUUUAUUGUACACAAGGGGAAAUGUGUUUUAAUAUGCACUCUGAAACUGAUUCGACUUCUUUGAAUUCACUACCGUUUGAACUACCUUUUAAGGACUGCUGUAUUUUGUCGUACACCAUUAAUUGACUGAACAAACGUUGCAUGCCCCCCCAAAAAACAAAUUUUAACGCGAAAAGGCAACUUAAAAAAGUAUUGAAAAUAUCCAGUUUUUACCAGAAUUAGCUGCCGAAAAUCAGGCUGUCGGUUUUUUUUUAGAACCAAAUUUCUUUUUCUUUAUGCCUUUUCGAAAUCAGACUAGGCCAAAUAAAAAAAAAAAUGGUGCUCCGGGACAAAACUAUGACCCCAAGCAUGCGUAAUUUAUCCCAAACAUGGCAAAGGGAAGCAGAAAUUGAAAGUAAAUAUUAAAAAAAUAAUAAUAAUAAAGUAAAAGGUAGUAUUGAUCAUCGGUGUAAAUAGGGAUAUAUAAGAUAUUUAUGUAAUUAUUUCAUAUUGUUAUUGCGUGUAAAUACAACGGAGUAGUUUGUUUCUAGGGAUCUGUUCUUAAUUUAUUGUCGAUAUAUCAGUGUAAAGAUAGUUUGUGGGCUAUUAUCCUUUUGUUGCCAUGUGCAUUUAUACCCCCCUCCCAGUCCCCCCCCCUUUUUAAAAUAUGGACUCUUCCCAAAUAUCCACUGAGCUAGUUAUUCACACUCACGUGCCAUUGUAUUUUUCACUUGUUGUCCCCGUGUGUGAAGUGCUACUGUUUAAAACAAAUGGAAAAAGCGACGACGCACUGCACCAAUGGCUUGAAUUUUUCUUUUUCUAUUUCUUUAUUUUUUUUCUUUUGGAGAAAAGUAAAAGAAGUGUUGUUGAAGUGUGACAAAAGUGGACAUUUUUUUUCCUGUUCUUAUUAAAACACUUCGCGAACCUGAUCGUAAAAGCGCCGCAUAAUCGAAAAAAAAAUAUGAAGGUUUAUUUUGUGUUUCUUAAGUUGUCAGUGGGAUAUGUUGUAUUGGAGUUAUGUCUAGUUUACAACAUCGACAUCGUGUUCUUGAAAGUUUCAAUAAAACAUUGAAAUGCCA